Messenger RNA from Melanotaenia boesemani (Boeseman's rainbowfish), 1117 nucleotides. Its product is annotated as pupal cuticle protein 36-like. Bases 61 to 978 code for a protein of 305 amino acids. The record is from RefSeq and is a predicted model, not a curated record. The transcript is spliced from 3 exons. NCBI's taxonomy places the organism in Eukaryota, Metazoa, Chordata, Actinopteri, Atheriniformes, Melanotaeniidae.
UUUAAUUAGUGUAGAGUAUAGAAGAAGCAUCUGUCUGCACUAGUUUUCUCUGAGGCAAACAUGAUCCCAGGGUUUGGUUUAAGGGUAUCUUGGAUCUUUAUGCUUUUUGGCAUUGGCACAUGUUAUCCCAACUAUAGGCAUGACUACGAAACAUCAGUUGACGCAUCAAACGUUGACUUUCAAUCUCUUCCCUCUUACGUACCAAAGGGAUUUGGCUUGACCUACGAGUCUAACUUGGACUACAGUGAUCCUGAAGACGACUCUCAUUGGAUCUGGCCCUACAGCGCUUAUGUGAAUCCUGAGAAGACUUCUGGAUUCCCUGCAAAGUCCCAACAAGAAUCAACCACUGGAAGUUCAGGUUCUGAAGAAUUCGGAGCAUGGUAUGACCCUUCUGGUCAAAGUGACUAUGCAGGUGGGGCUGGUGACGAAGGAUCCAGUGCCUUUGCUGGCGGCACAGAAACGGAUGUUUAUGCUGAUGGACUGGGACCUGAUGGCACAGGAUCUGGUGCCUAUGCUGGCGGCGAGGGACCUGGCGUCUAUACUGGUGGGGUCAGUGGUGCGGGGUCCUUUGACGCUGGUGGCGUGGAAACCGGUGUCUAUGCUGGCAGUGGGGGAUCUGGCGGUGCGGGAUCUGGUGCCCGUGCUAGUAGGGCCAGUGGCAUGGAAUCGGAUUAUGGGUAUUCGCCUCAGUCUGCAGGAACUAUUCAACAGUUGUCCUCCCUGGGGGACGGCUUGAUGACUGCUCACCAGCUGCCGUUUGAAGCCUGGAACACUAGACUGGUACCUGAUCAAGUGUUGGCACAGCCCCCAGUGCAUCCAUCAUCCCUUGUUGUCCAGUCCCACGGUGCCUUUGAAAGGGCAAGAGACUUCCGCUCUGACAUCACAUACAGUCAGAAUACCUUUGACUACAUUCCUCUAACUGAAAUGCAGAAAGAGACUCGCCCAAAAACUGGACCUAAAGGGCAGAACCUCCGUUGAGGUAAAAGGGUUUGUUUAUAUCUAAACUACUGAACAUUUGUUGAAUCUUUAUUUUCCUUUACUUGUCUUGCAGAAUAAUUGAAAACCACCCUAUCAUGGAAACUCCAUGUGGUGGUUUAAAAUAAAACUAAGAACUUGC